CGAAAUCUACAUGACAUUUAUAUGGGCAAUCGCUUAUCUGCUGCACACCAUGAUCUACCAAUGUCAACGUCUUGGAAUGACCGUAAUUUGGGCCUAUGUGGUGGCUAUAAGUAUUGAAGGAUUGCGCAUCUAUUGUGGCUUUGUGCUGAAUCUCUAUCCCAGUGUACCGCAUGCCAAGUGGUUGUUCAUUGCGGUGGUGGCAUUAUGUCUCCCACUGUUGGCUGUAUUGUGGUAUCUGCGAGUGGCACUGGAAUUUGAAAGGAACUGGAUAGCGAUCAUUUGGAAUAUGUUUGUGAUCUUCAUUGGACUGGAGAUACCUGUUGUGUGUAUGUUCUGGCCGAAAUCGCAGCACAAAUCACGGGACUGGCCAAAUAUUGAGUCACUGCUGGCAGAACAACAUCAUUAUCGACGUCGACGUUGAUUACAAUCAAUAAAUAUAAGCAUAAUUAAU
Molecule: messenger RNA, 451 nt
Organism: Drosophila innubila
Lineage: Eukaryota; Metazoa; Arthropoda; Insecta; Diptera; Drosophilidae
Exons: 2
Coding region: 11-421 (136 amino acids)
Source: RefSeq, a predicted model, not a curated record